AAACACCCCCGGAGUGUCGCGGCGGCCGCCUCUUUUGGGUCCAUACGGAUCACAAAAUUCUUUGAUCUAUUGAUCGCCUAAUACUUUCUCCAAUUGACUCCAUUCCGUUCCUUCCCUCGGCCGCCGAUUCUCCUCCUUCCACCGGAUCCUACUGUGUCAUCGGCUCCGCUUCCUCUCGAGGUUUCCAUUUGCAUCUUGGUUUAGUCUACAUACCACUUCAUUGAUAUAAGGUGAUGACUAAGCCACGUAGCAGAUCCAUCAAUGGGUUUUGCAAGAUGUCAAGUAUUAAUGGUUGUACUUCCAUGGAAUCUGAGUGUUUGAAUGGAAACAGGAAAGAGAUGGAUGUCCAUGAGCCUUUCACAUUGAAAGACCAACCGAGACACCGUCAACUGACACCUUUGAGGGCUUUCAGGGGUGUAGCAUGUUUAGUAAUAUUACUUUCGACUGCUUUUAUGAUGAUUGUUUAUUGGGCCCCUGUGACCACUCUUUUAUUGCGUCUUGUCAGUGUACAUUACAGCAGGAAGGCAACUUCCUUUCUCUUUGCUACAUGGUUAUCUCUGUGGCCCUUUUUGUUUGAGAAGAUUAAUAAGACCAAGGUGGUUUUCUCUGGUGAAACCGUGCCUACGGAAGAGCGAGUUUUGCUCUUUGCUAACCACAGAACUGAAGUUGACUGGAUGUAUUUGUGGGAUCUUGCAUUGAGGAAGGGUCACUUGGGAUACUUAAAGUAUAUCCUUAAGAGCAGCUUGAUGAAACUGCCUAUAUUUGGUUGGGGGUUUCAUGUUUUGGAGUUUAUUGCAGUGGAAAGAAAGUGGGAAAUUGAUGAAUUAAUCAUGGGAAAGAAGCUAUCAAGUUUUAAAGAUUCCAGAGAUCCUCUGUGGCUUGUUGUUUUCCCUGAGGGCACUGACUAUACUGAAAAGAAGUGUAUAAAAAGCCAACAGUUUGCAUCUGAAAAUGGUUUGCCAAUUCUGAAAAAUCUGCUUAUUCCGAAGACAAAGGGAUUCUUUGCGUGUUUGGAAGCUUUAAGCAAUUCCUUAGAUGCGGUUUAUGAUGUCACCAUUGGCUACAAACAUCACUGCCCGACUUUUAUUGAUAAUGUUUUUGGUGUGGAUCCUUCUGAAGUCCAUAUUCAUGUCCAACGGGUCCUCCUCCGUGAGAUACCAACAUCUGAAACUGACGCAGCUAAGUGGUUGAUAGAGAGAUUCAGGCUCAAGGACCAACUCCUAUCUGAUUUUACUGCUCUUGGAUAUUUUCCUAAUCAAGGAACUGAAGGAGAUAUUUCUACAUUGAUGUGCCUAGUAAAAUGCUUCGUGGUUAUAGUUUUAACAAGCAUCUUCAUGUACUGGACAAUUUUCUCGUCUGUUUGGUUCAAAAUUUACGUAGCAUUCAGCUGUGCUUAUCUUUCAUUCACGACAUACUUCAGCAUACUCCCAUCGCCACUAUCUGCUAAGGCAUUGUUCUGUGGAAAGAGCAAAACCUUGUAAUUUGUAUCAUGUUACUCUUUUACUUAUCUUGUUCCAUUAAAAAUAUUAAUAUCAUUAUUCUAGGCUGCUGAAUUUCUA
Molecule: messenger RNA, 1559 nt
Organism: Musa acuminata subsp. malaccensis (wild Malaysian banana)
Lineage: Eukaryota; Viridiplantae; Streptophyta; Magnoliopsida; Zingiberales; Musaceae
Product: probable 1-acyl-sn-glycerol-3-phosphate acyltransferase 5
Cellular component (GO): endomembrane system
Molecular function (GO): acyltransferase activity
Source: RefSeq, a predicted model, not a curated record